AUGGAUCCACAGACUGAGGUAAGUUAUUAAUAAUAUUCAAAAUAUGUAUAAUAGAUGUCUAUUAGAUUAAGACUUUUUUCUUAAAACUAUAUGUGCAGCCUGUAAUUUGUAAAACUAAGAUAUACUAAUUUAAAUUUUUACAGCAGCACUUAGUGUUCCAGAAUAUUGAUUUAGUUACAUAAAAAUACAAUUUUUGAAUUCUAAAAUCUAGAUAUAUAUCUAGGAAUUCUUAAUGUAAUAAACUGUAAUUAUGAAUACAAAACAAAGGUAUAGGUACGGUUUAAUAUUAUCUGAUGUGAUUUAUAAAUGAUACCACCAAGGUGUAUUUAUCAGGUGUCAACACUUUGCAUAUCAGUUGAACAAAAUAUGAACAUCAAUUAAAAAAUAACACCGGUGUGACAGAUGAUUUGUACAACACAUGUAUUUUUACUUCAGUGACUAUGAAUCGCUAUAAGUAGGUAAUAAUAUUAUGUAUGACCGAAGGGUAGAAUGUAACCUUGUGUAUAAUAAUUUUAAUGUUAUAAAACUAAGUCAAAUACGCCACUGAUACUAUUGAUACUUGCACAAAUUGGAAAUCUGAAGUACCGAAAUACCGAAUUUUAUAAUUUUAAAAUUUUAUUUUUAGACAAUUGAAUAAGCAGGAUCACCUGUGGUCUUUUCUGUGUAAAUAUCCAUUUUAUACAUAUGUAUAAGCUCAUAUUCAUAACAAAUUUAUAGAUAAUGGUUCUGUUUAUUGCCAUAUUUAAAAUAGCAAUAUUAACUUUUUAUCAUAUUCAUUUAAAAUGGUCAGUGUUAAUGUGCGGUUACAAGAAGUUACAUGUAUCUAUCUACAGGGAAAAUCAUUUCCUAAUUUUGACGAUUCAUACUCACUAAAGGUAAUAUUAUAUUAUGUGAGGUAUUAAUUGCCUGAGAUUUUUCCUACAGGCUAUUUAUAUCUACCGAGGUAAUACCAAGGUGGGUAUUAAAAUUCUGUGACAUUGGAGCUUUGAUUACCUCUAGAGCAGUGGUUCUCAAACUUUUAUGACCAUGGCAUCUUUAGGAAAAAGUUUAUGUUUCGUAGAACCCUAAUGUCUCUAACUCAAACUGAACCCUAAUUUUUCAAUCAUUUAUAGAACAAUUAAUACUAGAAAAAAUGAUUGAACAAUAUUGUUCAUGAUUAUAGUUAAUUACAAUUAGUUUAUAAAAAAAAAAUUUUUAAUCAAAAUUUUACUUAUUAAAAUAACAAGUAUUCAUUAUUUAAUUAUGAAAAAAAAUUUAUUUUUAACAAAAUAUAAUUAAUUAAAUUUUAUAAUAUAUGUUUACUUUUAAAUUUUUUAAUGUGAUGAAUGAAAUUGUUUUAUGGUUUGAUUUAUAAUAGUUUUAAAAUUGGUCUUAUAUAUCUGAAAGUUGAAUUUGUAGUCUAGAGCAGCAAACAAUCUAUGUCUGUUCUUAUUUUUAGUAUAAGCAUAAGAGGAAUAACCACCCUAACAAUGGUAUGUUGUACAAAACGUACUUAGAGUUAGAAUAGCUAUUUCAGCUAGAGAUGGGUAUUGUUAUUGAGUCCAAUCCAAAAUUUGUUCGAAGAUCCGGAUUCAAGGAUGGUUUAAGGAUGACAUCUAUUAAUUUCAAAUUCACAUAUAUCUGGCAGAACCCUUGAGAUUGUUCCAUGGUACACACUUUGAGAACCGCUGCUGUAGAGGGCUCAAAUUACUGUCUCAAAUACACAAUAUUGGAUAUAGUUAUAAUGUAAUUUAAAAUUAUAAUAGUAAUUUUUAACAGAUUGAACCAACAUUUUAAACCGAAAUUACAUCUCUAAAUGUAGAAUUUAUUAUUAUUGUGAAGAUUAUAAAUAUAAUAAACAAAACAUUAUUUUUUUCUGUAUGAAAGUUUUAUUUAGCUUAAUACAUAUUUUUAAAUAUAUUGAAUAUAGGUACUUUGCUAUUCAUACAAUAGUAAUAAGUAGUAAUUAUAUAUCUAUUCAAUAAUAACUAGUGCAUAGGAUAUAAUUUAUUGUCUAUGAUAAUUGGGAACUAAAUAUACCUGGUUAUGAUUUAAAUAUUUAUUUCUUUUGACUGAUAGAAUUUAAUUAGGUACCCAAGUUCCUAAUAGACCAAUAAAAUAAUUACUUGGUAUAAAAAAAUACAUUGUUUAAUUAGGUACACAUUUUGAGUGGUUUCAAAUGUGUUGGUAUUACAAUGAUGUUUAUUUUAAUUUUUUUUAUCUGUGAUCAACUUGUUCACCAGAAAUCUUGCUCAGAUUUACAAUGAUAAUACUUUUUCCAAAAGGAAAUCUAACUGGCAAAGUACUUCAGGGAGAUCAUUUUUUGAUUUUCCCAAUAAAUGGGAAAAAAUGAAAAUUAGGUACAUUAUUAAACAAAUAUCAUUAAAAAGAAUAUGUAUCUAAUUAUUUUACCAUAAUAUGACAUUUAUAUUAUAAUAAAGCAACACUGUUAACUGAACUCUGCUUAGAAUCAAUUUUCAUUAGUAAUGGUUAAUCAUUGCUUACAGGUAUAUAUUAAAUGGCUGCACUCAUCCCCAUUAUCCUAGGACAGCUUUCUUAUUACUAUAUUAAUGUUACUUAUUAUACUAAUAAAUAGACUACCAACUAAAGUAUUAAUUACUUUUUGUAGUAAUACAUCUACUUAACCUUAUUUCUGGAUUACAGUUACCAGGUGGUCCAUUUAAGUGGGUACAUUCAUUAUCUCAGAAGGUAUUAACUUUCUUCGGAAUUUAUUUUCUAGAAAAUUUAAGAAAUAAGCUGCUCUACAAUUUUAUAUUUAUGUUAUUUUUGGGGUAAAACUCUACUACCCAUUUUUGAUUUUUAAAUAGCAACCUAUAUGAAAAAUUCCAUAAAUAGAUGGAGUAUUAGUUAAAAUAAAUUUUAAUGAUGAAAUUUUUGAUUUCUAUCUAGCUGUACAUCCAAAUGAUACUUCACUAAUCUCCUCCAACCCAAACUUAAAAGUGGAAUACCUCCUCAAAAGCUUGAUAGAAAUCAAAAAUGUCAACAUUAAAAUUUAUUUCAACUAAUACUCUAAUACUAAUAGAAUGUUUAAUACAGGUACCAUUUGAAAAUCAAAAGUAUAUAGUGGUUUUACCCAAAACAUAGGGGUGACAAAAAAUAACAUAAUUGUAAAAUUGUAGAGCUGCUUAUUUCUUAAAUGUUCUAUAAAAUAAUUCUUAAAAUAGUUAAUACUUUCCGAGAUACUGAGUGUAUCUGCUUUAAUGGAUCACCUAGUAUAUUUGCUUUUAUAUUUAUUACAUUAUCAUUAUACAGUAUGCAUGCAUGUAUUAUAAUUAAGAUUAAAUUUAAAAUUAUUACUUUUUGAACACAGUAGAAGGUGCAUAUUAAAACAAUUAUAUAUUAAAAUCAAUCGUUUAUUAUAAAUAAUUGAUUAAUUGACACAUUCACCUUAGUCCCAAAGUGUUUCUAAUAAGCACCUUCUACUGUAUUUUCUUCUAAGAUAGAAUCAAAAUUGAUCUUUAAAUUAUAUUAUUUCAAAGGAAGUUACUGAUACUAUCGUUUGUCAAGAUCUGUUAUUAGGAAAAGGUAGAGUAGUGAACAAGAUUCUGUAUCUACCAAGUGCAAGUAAAAAAAUUAAUUUAAUUAAAAUGAUGAUUAAAAAAAUGGGGUAUUCUUUAAAUAAGUAUGUAUACAAAUAUAUUUUGAAUUUUUAAACUUUAUCAAAGCAAUAUUUUAUUUUUUAUUUUUGUAACUAUUUUUAGAUCAUUAGGAAGUGAAAGGAAGUGGACAUUUUACAUUGUUGAAACUGAAUCUCUUAUCAAUAAACAUAUAAAAGAUCUAAGAAACCAUUUGCCAUGGAAUAUAGGCAUAUUUCUUAGUUCUAUAAAUGUUUUUUUGUAUUCUCAAGAGCAAUGGAAGCAAAUAUUGAAUAAAUGUCAUGUAAGUAUUAUAUUAAAAUGUAUUAUUAAUAACAAUUUGUAAAACUCCAGAAGAAAAGGAUAAUAUUUUAACCAGGGUUUUUUCGGAUUUAUAAAAUUUAUAUACUUUUGCUAUUUAUUGUUAAUUAUAUUGGUUUGCAAAUCUGAAAUUUGAUGUGUAUAUAUUUACAUAUUAGCGUAGAUUUUGCAAUAUAAUGAUUGUAUUUUUACAAUCUAAGUACCUUUCACAUUGUUGAUUAUUGAUUGUACAAAUUGUAUUUUGGUACUAAAAUAAAUUUGAGGGUUAUAAUUAAAGUCCGGAUUUUGCAUGAAAUGCAUGUUGCUAUUUUCAACAUCAUAUACAUGCAGUUAAUAAGUGUCUAAAAAUCAUUACCUAACUAAUUAAAUAUCAAAAUUGUAUGCUGCAUAUUUUUGCAUAUUCUGACAUAAGUGCAUAUUCUGCAUAUUCUUGCAUAUUUUAACAAAAAUUCAUGUCGAACAAAUACAAAAAGAUAUAGAUAGGUUAAUAUAUCAAAUAUUUUUCGUUACAAAGAAUAUUAAAAUAGGUUAACUAAACUUACAUAGUGGAAAUUUUCAUUACAUUUUCCAUGUAUCAUUAAAAGCAUCAAAGAGCUUAAAAAUUCUAAUUUGGCACUUGUAGACUCGUUAAACAUUUUAAAACAAGUAGAAAAUUCUAUCAAUGAACUUCCUACGAGCAUAAAUAGUACAAUAAUUAAAACAAAAUUUAAAAAUGUUUUCGAUAAAAAUAAAGGACUAAUGGNAAAUUAUUCACCGGAUGUAUUAGCCAAUUUUAAAUAUGCAUCAAUAACCAGUGUUGAUGUUGAAUGCAGUUUUUCAUCUUACAAGUACAUCCUUACAGAUUGUGGUCAUAAUUUUAUAGAAAUAAACAUGGAACACAUUUUAAUAACUUAUUGUUUUUCCAAUUAACAUGCCUACUACAUUAAAUUUGUCAUUCUUUUUCCCCAUUAUAUACCAAUAUGUACUAUUUACUUAUUUACUUUUUUGUUUACAGAAAUUUUAAUUAAAUUAAUAAUUAAUUAUCACUGUAAAAUUUAAAUAAAAUACAAAAUUUUAAACUUUAUUAUGCAUGUUUUGCUUUUUUUUUUUGAAUAUCUUGUCAUUUUUUAGUACAUUUUUAAAAUGCAUACAAAUCCGGUCUUUAAUUAUAAUGAAUAUACAUAAUAUAUAUAUAUAUUUAAAUCUUAAUUCCCUGAUUUGUUCUAUUAUUUUUCUAAUAUAUUUUAAUAAGAUAAAAUGUUUGAAUAAAUAUAAAGUGUAUACCUCCUUUUAAUAAGUUAUUUUAUAUUGAAUGAUUUGUUUAAUUUUUAUUUAUUACUUUUAGAUUGUGGUUAUGUCUGCUUCCAUGUACUUGUCUAAUUUACAAACUAGCGUCAUAAACAUAAAUGAUGCAAAUCUUAUUAUUUUUGAUGAAUGUCACAAUGCUUUGUCAUCACAUCCACUUAAUCAAGUUGGUUUAUUUUUAAUUUUAUUAACUAAUAAGCAUUCACAUACACAAAAACACCAAAUUGUUGAAACAUUUAUUAAAAUUGCACAAUUACAUAAUUUUAGAUAAAUUAAACUUGAAAUUCAGUCAAUUUAUCUAUUCUUUAAUAAUUACAAAUUUAAAAUAUUCAACUUCAUGUCCAAAACUAGGGAUUUAAUUUAGCGAAAUUACUUGAUUUCAUAAAAAUAUAAUAAAUUAUUAUAGUUUUUAAGUAAACUAAUUAAUGUUAUUGAAUUAUAGGAUUUUAGAUUAUUCCUAUAUAAUACUGAAAAUAGUAAAAAAAAAAAAUUAAAAAUUAAAUAUUAUUUUUAAGCCUAGUAAAGAAAAAGAUGAAUAUAUUGUUAUCUUUUAAACAGAUUACCAAGCCUUCUCAUUACUCUACCCCUUUUCUAUUAUUGGAUCCUCCCAUUUUCUUAUAUCAGUCUUCUAUAUUGUCUGUCAUAUUUUUACAGGUCUUUUACUUAUGACUUAAAUCGAAUAUUUGUUUUAAUUUUUUUUCCAUUUAUCCUCAAUACAUGACCAAAUCAUUCUAACUUUUAACCUUUUACAAAUGUUUUAUAAGAGGAUAUUGGAUUUCCUAUCUAAUAUAUUUUAAACGAAAAAACGAUUUGUCCUGUUAUUUUUCUUUGUGGUGAAGUUUAGUAUGGUUACCUUUUAUGGUUGAGUAGGUAUUUCAUAAGUUGUGUCAGGUAACUCCUGUAUAAUUUCAGUUAAAUUUCUUGAUUAGAGUAAAAAUCGGUUUUGAGCUGAUCUCAAUGAGUGUUUUAUAUGGGAAUUGAUACAAAUUGUUAAAAUAUAGAGCUUAUUAAUUAAUUUGUAUUGUUAAACAUAGUUAAAAAGAUAAUUGAUGUAUACAUAAAUAUGUAUUUAUUAUUAAUAUUCACUAUAUAAGGUGAUCAAUCUAUCAUGAGACUCUUAUUAUCUCAGAAAGUAUUAACUUUUUUUUCGGAAAUUCGUUUUAAAGAACAUUUAAGAAACAAGCAGCUCUACAAUUUUAUAAUUAUGUUAUUUUUUGUCAUCCCUAUUUCUUAAGUAAAACAAACCACUUUCUACUUUUUAUUUUAAAAUGGUAACCUAUGUUAAAAAUUCAAUAAAUAGAUAGAAUGUUUGUUAAAAUAAAUAUUGGUAUUGAAUUUCUGUCAAUUAUUUGAGGAGAUAUUCUACUGUUUAGUUUGGGUUGGGUUAGAGUGGUAGAGCAUCAUUCAUAAUGCAUGAUACAUUUUAAUAAUGCAUUUCUACUAGUAUUUUAAAAUAUUUUGGGCUUCCACUAGAGUUAAAAAUUGAUUCAUUCAAUAGUAACUAUAAAAAAGGUUUAAAAAGAUUUUUACUUUUUAUUGACAGAAAUAUAAUUUAUUUUGAAGUGUUUAACAAUAAAAUAUUGUUUAUUAUUAUUAUUUUUUUUUACAUAAAAUAUUCAGAUAAUGAAGAUGUUCCAUGAUAAUGAUUUUAAACAAAGUAAGAGCCCUUUUAUACUAGGCAUUACUUCUACUUUAAUUAAUACUAAUGUUAAUGAUGUCAAAGAACACCUUAAUGAACUACAAAACACCUUUAAUGCUACUAUACAGACUAGUUAUAAAGGAAAAAUGUCUAUGUAA
This is a messenger RNA of Cinara cedri, 6977 nucleotides long. Lineage: Eukaryota; Metazoa; Arthropoda; Insecta; Hemiptera; Aphididae. The record is from the annotation of a GenBank genome assembly.